Parnassius apollo (apollo) is the source of this 741-nucleotide messenger RNA. NCBI's taxonomy places the organism in Eukaryota, Metazoa, Arthropoda, Insecta, Lepidoptera, Papilionidae. The record is from the annotation of a GenBank genome assembly.
AUGCACGCAGAUUUAGUUGGCCGCGCCUUAGAUAUAAAUGUCGACAUUAAUAUUGAAACAGUGACAAUCGCCCCUCCAAUUGCUACUGAAGCAAGCGGAGCAUCAACAUCUGGUGAAGUGUCCGGGCCAAGAUAUCGAGAAAAUACUCGUACGUACAAAGAUAAAAAUCUGCAACGAUUGGAACAAGUUCGCAAAAAACUUAAUAUUAUGUUUAUUGAGCCGGAUGAGACACUUUCAGAUAAAGGCCCUGAAAUGACAUCCUUUCAAAGUACUUCUGAGACUGUCACAGCUGGAAAUAACAUGGAGAUGAUUGGCCCAAUAAAUAACGAUCAACAGCAGCAAAAUUAUAGUCAAUCAUUGUUGGAUACAAUUUUCAGUGGCUCGUCAGGCCCCACAUUAGAAUUGACGGCGCAAACUAAAGCUAACAAAAGCAAGAAGAGUAACCACACUGCUGAUAACAUGCUUAGAGCAAUCGAACUAUAUAGGCUAAGACUGAGCAUCAGAAAGGCAGCUGAGGAGUGUAACGUAUGCCAUCCGAAACUACGUUAUUUAAAAAGAAAACAGUACUACGGAUUUACGAAACCAGCGACACCCAACUAUGAUGUCAACAAAAUAUUUACAGAUGACCAAGAAAAAGUACUGGAAGAACAUAUAAGGAAUUUGCAUCAAAAUUUUAUGGAUUAUCCACUAAAGAUGUCCACAGCCUUGCCUAAUAUCAAAUGGCAACUAUAUGUAAUAUAA